AUGCGACGUGAACUUUGGUCUGUUCUAAUCACUUUUCUUCAAUUGAUGUCAAGUACCAGCUCAAAUUUUCUAUCCGUUUCGCAGCAUGGUCCUCGUGUACUCAUAGGUAAGCUAACAAUUUUGUUUCGUACCGUUUUUAAUUAACAAUAGUUCAGAAAAAAACAAAACAGUUUUCGUUGAACCAUGAUUAACGUCUGUUGAGGAGUUUAAAUAAUUUAUAAAUACGUGCUAAAACCGUGGCUUUGUUACGUUUAAAGUAUACUUCCACAAAAAGAACAUUAGGUGUUCUUUUUUAUAGUUACUUUUAUGUUUGGCAGCCGCGCCCCUAAAUACUCGAUUGGCGGAGUGAUCGGCUUUGUAAAUUGUCUUUAUUUAUGUUUAUUGGUUUGGAUUUGCAUUUUGGCAGCUUAAAGAUUCAGCAUUGUGGUCUUGAGACCAAAAAAAAUCGGAAGCAGUUAUUAUUUUCUAAGAGAACUAAGGCUUUUAAUUUAAACUGAUAUUUAUGGAGACAUUUUGUGUCCUCAGCAAAGUCCUAUGGUGCUCCCUUAAAAUUGACCUGCGAAGAUGUUCUCGCGAAUAAAAUCAUUUUAAGCGGUAUCUCCCUCUUCAAGAUGAAACGAACAGUGGAAGCUAAUCACGUGUUCCCUGGAAUUUACGCUCAGUCUCAGAGUGAAUGCCAAGGCAGUUUCCGUCUUACGAAUAACACACAAGCUGCAGAAUGCGAGCUAAGUUUUGUAGGAAGAAAAAUUCCUUCUGACGUCAUGAUAGUCGCAGUAUAUCAAUGCGCGCAAGAUGGUGACCCGCGGAGGCAAUUGGUUCAUACACGUAAGUUGUAUGUGAUUCAAAUAUGCCAUACAUGUUUGUAGGGUGCAGCUCUGUAAAAACUGUACAGAGAGGUUGAUAGAGGGUGUGUGAAGGGGGGCACAGGAAGGAGGGGGAGGGAUUGGGGAGAUGGAAAAACGUUGCAAAGACACCAACAGCUAGCUUGAAAUGAUUGGUUCAUACUUAUCACUUGUACAAGGAGAGUUUUACAUAAAGUAUUAGUCAAUCCAGUAGUCAAUACACCAUUUGCACAGCUCUCAUGGAUUUCUCUCUUGUUCUGUUUUAAAAAUGGGUCCAAGAAAAUUUUGAAUUUUGAGGUCGGGCCUAUUAGUUCUUACUACAGAUAGAUAGAUAGAUUACGUCAUUAAUUUUUUACACCAAUUCCAGGAGCUUCCGAAUCAGGAGAUUUGAUCCUAAGAUGCGGAAUUAACGGAAUGAUCGACAUUCUGGAUAUCACAAUGAAUGACACUGAUUUAAAAGAACAGGAAAGAGAGAGGAUCAAGCAACAGUGUGCAAUGAAAGCCUUUCAAAAUAAUCAAGCACCUCAACAGCGUAUUGGGCACAAACAAGCCGUGUUCUGCCCUGUGUCGAGACAGGGAAGAGAUGGAAAACUGAAAGUGAGGUAUCAGUGUCUACCAGCUUUACAAAAGGUCUUGAAUCCUGUAUUGGUAAACAAAACGAACACUACGGGAUCUGUAACAAGAAGGUUUGCGAGACAGUUGAAAAGACAGAGCAAGCGUAAGAAACAUACACUGAAGAUUUUUAAGAAAAGUCUCUAA
This is a messenger RNA of Pocillopora meandrina, 1601 nucleotides long. The record is from the annotation of a GenBank genome assembly. Lineage: Eukaryota; Metazoa; Cnidaria; Anthozoa; Scleractinia; Pocilloporidae.